UUCAUCGUCGUCCCCAAAGUCACUAAAAAACCCUAGCUUUCAAACCCUCUUGUGAUCUCUAUUCUCUUCGCUCUUCGGUGGUAAUGGCGCGCACGAAGCAAACCGCGAGGAAAUCGACCGGAGGAAAGGCACCAAGGAAGCAGCUAGCUACAAAGGCAGCGAGGAAGUCAGCGCCGGCAACAGGCGGCGUGAAGAAACCCCAUAGGUUCAGGCCGGGAACUGUGGCGCUGAGGGAGAUCCGAAAGUACCAGAAGAGCACUGAGUUGCUAAUCCGGAAGCUGCCGUUCCAGAGGCUGGUGCGUGAGAUUGCGCAAGACUUCAAGACCGAUCUGAGGUUCCAAAGCUCGGCUGUGGCGGCGUUGCAAGAGGCGGCAGAGGCGUACCUUGUUGGGCUUUUCGAGGAUACUAAUCUGUGCGCCAUUCAUGCCAAACGGGUAACUAUCAUGCCCAAAGAUAUCCAGCUUGCUCGUCGGAUCCGCGGUGAGCGUGCUUAGGUUGUUGUUGAUCAGGCUGUCUGAUCUUUGUGUAGUCUCGAUGGAGUAGUGUUUGAUCUUUGUGUAUUUUGGUUUGCGCUUUUGUUUGUGUCUUGUGAAUGGUUCCUUACUGGUUUGUGAACCUUUUCUUUUAGUUAAUCCAUGUUAAAAGUGCUUUCUUGAAA
This is a messenger RNA of Dioscorea cayenensis subsp. rotundata (Guinea yam), 658 nucleotides long. Its product is annotated as histone H3.2-like. NCBI's taxonomy places the organism in Eukaryota, Viridiplantae, Streptophyta, Magnoliopsida, Dioscoreales, Dioscoreaceae. The record is from RefSeq and is a predicted model, not a curated record. Gene Ontology annotation, molecular function: DNA binding; structural constituent of chromatin; protein heterodimerization activity. Gene Ontology annotation, cellular component: nucleosome.